GCGAAACUCGUGGUGUCAAAUGGCUUUGCUGCGAAUCCCAUCGGCGUGUAAUCGGUGAAAGAGCGAGGAUACGGCACUCGACCGCGUCCACGUUCACGCGAUCCUGUUUACGACCCGGCUGACGUUCGCGCCGCCGCCGGCCGAGCCGUGUCCGAGGGCGGCCGCGCGAUUCAAGGGUGGUCUCACCUUCCUGAAUUUCUUUUCCCCUGGUUUCGCUCGUGGACAGAACAAGGAGACACUAGCCUCUCUCUCGCCGCUUUCCUGACAGCACAUGCAGCUCCUCUCCAUUUGCCACAUUUUGGACCCGGACACCUAUAACUACUGCAUCGUCCUCUACACGCAUAACUGGGAAUCGGCUUUGGAACACAGCCUGGAUACUGAAGGAAGUGAAUCACACGCGUCGCCUGACACUCAUCGACUCCAACAAUUGCUUCUGUAGCUCCAUACAACAAGCAUAUCAGCAAUCCAUUGAUCACUGUGUAUGGGACGCGCAUAUUAGCCACGCUUAGCCAGUUCGUCGAUCAAUCAAGGGUACAACGAUAAUCUCACCGACGUGCGAUCGCUAUGUGCCACCUGUGGUGAAAUGUGAUGAAAAAAUUGAAGGUAAAGUUGGAAAGCAGCGAAACAUCAGGGACAUCAACGGGGCAUCAACAGGCGAUCGGGAUGGCGGGCGGAUUGAAUGCGACUGAUAGUACCGAUCCCGCUAAUCGGAUUUGUCGAGACUUUCUGAGAAAUGUCUGUCACCGCGGAAAGCGUUGCAAGUACCUUCAUGAACGUUCCGAGGACGAUCCCGUAGAGGAAUAUACCUUUUGCCAUGACUUCCAGAAUGGCAAGUGUAGCUGGCCAGGCUGCAAGUUCCUGCAUUGCACGGAGAGCGAGGAGAAGCGUUUCAGGGCAACCGGUGAACUGCCGCCUCACGUCCUCAAUCGAUCCAAGAUCUGCAACAAUGAUAAAUCGGAUCCGUUUUGCAAGGAUUUUCUGAAGGGCAGCUGCCAAAGGGUGAAUUGCAAGUUCAGGCAUAUGAAAAAGGAAGAACCGCAGCAUAAUCUAAUGUCGCCGUCGCUUCAUAACGCGUCCAGGCCGCAACACAACUUCAACGGCACUAGCAACGGCGGUGGUGUCAGUGGCGAUGGACGCAGAUACGAAGAGGAUAGAAACUUUCAUUGGCAACUGCAGGAUCAUCAUAACAAUUUGAUCGCUAACAACGGUGGUUACAACACGUCGCAUCCAACCGAUUACAUCGGACCGCCGGAGCCGAAGAGGCGAUUAGUAUCGGGCGAAGCGGUCGUACACUUCGAAGCCUCUCCAAUCGUAGGUCAGCAGCAUGCGACUCAACCGACAGUCACGCCAAGUUAUUAUUAUCCCGUGAUACCGCGUAAUGAAGCACGAGCCAUUGUACUGGAGGAUGAGAAUGCACUGUUGAGAAAGAAAAUAGAAGAGUUAAAGAAGCAGGUUAGCGACUUGACAGCGACGAAUGAGUUUCUGUUGGACCAAAAUGCCCAGUUGAGGAUGUCAGGCAAGCGAACCGCGAACGUAACGGCUGUAACAGUCCCGGCAGUCACGAUUACGAAUACGGUUCCGCCGUCGCAAGCUCCGACACCUCAACAAAUGGUCAACGCAGCCGUGGCAGCGGGUACUCUCCGAACAGUCACCGCCAGUGUGGCUACCGUUCCUGUGAGCAUCGCGACCGUAGCACCCGUCUCUAUCGCGGCGGUUUCUAUGGCACCAGUUUCGAUACCACCACCGAUCGUCACCAUGGCUCAACAAACUAUCUCGAUGAGCGGCUCUGGGCCUCCUCAGGCAACUAAUCAACAACCACCGAACACGCAACAACCCGCCAGUUUACCCUUGUCGAUAUCUGGUGCGACCGCGCCUCUCGUCUCUUACCCUAUUAUGACGCAAGAACUUAGGCCUGUCUUGCAAUAAAUGCGUCAUGAGAAUAGGAAAAACUUUUAUUUCUGAUAGAGGAUAUCUAUGUACACAUACGAUAUACUACCUACUCGGCUAUGUAGGCGAAUCAAGGAUCAUAAUGUGCAUCCAUCUUCCUCUAUGUGAAAUUGUACUUCCCUUACAAGUACAUUUGAAAGUACACACAGAAGAUAGAAAUCAGCGGCUGUGGGAUGAUGCAGUGUAUCACCGUAGUAAAUAGAUACAUUUGUAUUGAUGUAAUAUUUAUUAUUUUUCCAAAUCUUUUUACAUUCUAUUAAUUUGUGCAAAGAUUGAAUCAAAGAAAACAAUUGUUUAAUUUAAAACCAUUAUUUGAUUAUAUCAUUUUUCUUUCAUCUCUUCGUGUGUAUGUUUGAAUAUGUAAAAUAUAAUUACUUUCUCUCUGUGAAUAGCGCGAUAAGAAUAUACGAUAAUAUACAAUUAUGCAAUAACAAUCGUCGAUCGACAGCUAUAUAUAUGUUCAAAGUGUGUAUAAUUGUAGAAUAACAGGAAUGACAAUCUAUAAUUACGAGGUAUAAUUACGUCAUGACAUUAUGUUCCUUUAAUAUGUUCUCUUUUCUUUUAUUUACGUUAUAUAUAUCAUGUGUAGUAUCAUAUUAAUCUCAUCUCUGUGUAAAGCUAAAUUGGAGAAUAGUAACAGACAGAGCACCGACGAAAAAAUUGUAAAAUGAAGGAAUAUAAUUAAGGGAUAUCUCUUAAAUAAUAUGUUAACGUAAGUACAAAGAAGCUUGGAAGAAAGAAUAUAAAUGUAAUAUAUUUAAAAAAAAAAGAUAUCUAAUAUAGAGAAGAGGUUCAUGCUUUAUUGGUCCAGAUUUGCAGAAUCUUACUAUUCCGUAUGGGAUAUUGUACAUAACAUAUUCCAUUGCCCCUUUAUUUACCAAGAGUAAUUUUGUACUUCUACUUUAAUUAAGAAAAUUGGUUUUAUAUAUAUAUAUAUUUCCAUUAAAUAAUAUUUUAAUUAAGUACUUAUGGAAUUCUUUCCAGUUUCUAUAAUUUACUUAAACAAGCAGCUUUUUAUUAGAAUGAUUAAGUAAUUUUAAAUUUACAUUUAUAUCAAUAUGAAUGUAUAAAAUACACAUGAUAUUACAGGAAAUUACAGUGUGUAAAAAAAUGCGCUGUACACCAAAUGAGUAUGCAUCUGAUUUUAAAUCAUGUUGUUAAUCAUGACUCGACAUUUGUAUAUAUUUUGCGAUAGUUAACAUAAGAAAUUGAGCACUAUGUACUCGCGUAUUUUAUAUAUGCAUACAAAUGUAUAAUCUUUUACGUAUAAAUUUAUGUUAAAAAGCACUUUAUUAAAAAAGAAGAAAAGACGAACGUGAUUUUUAUCCUCAAAUACUUGCGAACGCGAGAUAUCCAUGUGACUAACAAAGUUGUUGCAAAUUUCAGUUUUUCAUUAUCGAUUAAAUAAAAAAAUUUUUUAAAGAAUGCUAUCUUAGAGAAAAGUCUAACAAAGUCUACAACAGUAGUAUAUAUUACUCGGUUUUUAUUUACAUUUAUCAUUACAUAACUAUUUGCAUCUAGUUUGAUAAAUGCAUUGUUAAUUAUACAACUCAUUUACAAUCGCAUUUUUAUAGACGAUGAAAAAGUACCUUGUAGCGCUAAUUAUCAUCAUAACAAUUGUACUAGAGCUGUUUGAUCGAGUGCUCACUAUGUAUCUCUUUUGGCAAAUUCGAUUGGAAGCGCACUCAUAUAUAAAAAUAUUAAAGCCGUUGUAUACUGAUUUAAUUUAAGUAUAAAAGUGAAGAGUGCGAGUGUAGUGUAGCAGACAGCGCACUGGUCUGAAAAAUCCCGGGUUUGAUCUUCGAUAGAACCGAAAAAUUUUUAUACAUUUGUAGCUCCUCUCGGAAGGCAACGGCAUACCAUCGAGUAGUAUACUUGAAAUCUCCCUACUAAAAAUUUGCCGUUCGAAAUCAGCGUUUAAACUGUAAAUCCCCCCAUAUAUGUUGUAUAUAAUCAAUGUGCGCGUAAAGGUAUAUGAGAGGGAAGCGCCUGAGUGUAUGGCACUUAAAGAAGAAUAAAAGUGAAAUGCAAAUA
Messenger RNA from Acromyrmex echinatior (Panamanian leafcutter ant), 3981 nucleotides. RefSeq lists its product as uncharacterized. The record is from RefSeq and is a predicted model, not a curated record. NCBI's taxonomy places the organism in Eukaryota, Metazoa, Arthropoda, Insecta, Hymenoptera, Formicidae. Gene Ontology annotation, molecular function: metal ion binding; RNA binding. Gene Ontology annotation, biological process: regulation of RNA splicing.